AUGAUGUCGAAUCUUCCAAGGGAUUUAUCGGAGGAGGUGCUGUCUAGAAUUCCUUUGACAAGUCUGAGAAAAGUCCGAUCUAGUUGCAAAAAGUGGAACACUUUAUCCAAAAACAGCUUCUUUGCAAAGAAGCACCUUCGUCGUCAGGAAGCAGAAGAAGUAGCCAAGGAGGAGUUUAUGGUGGUGGUGAUGAUGGAUUAUAGCGUUUAUUUGAUGGGAGUGAAUCUUUCCGACAAGGAAUCGUGUAUAAAGCGACAAAGCAAACUGAUUUGUCCCGAAAUCGAGGUAUGCAUAGUGUUUCAUUGCGACGGUCUGUUGCUAUGCGUGUCGAGAGACCACACUAAGCUGGUGGUUUGGAACCCGUAUUCCGGGAAACCCCUGUGGAUCGAGCCGACAUAUAAACCCAAAAGAUUGACCCAUUCUUUGUAUGCCCUCGGAUACGACAAGAGCAGCAAUUCCUACAAAAUCUUGAGAUUUAGGGGUACCCUUUUGUUCACAAUGUACGACAUAAACUCUGAUUCUUCUUGUGUAUCUGAGAGGGUUCUUGAUAUCACUCCUCCAGACUGGAAGGUAACUUACUAUCAUGCUGGCGUGUCUCUCAAGGGGAAUGCCUACUGGCUUGCUACGAAAGAGGAGGAAGAAAAUUGCUUAGUCUGUUUUGAUUUCACAAGAGAGACAUUUGGGCCGCGGUUGCCUUUGCCUUUCGAGCAUUUCCCUCGAGAUACUGUGAGUCUAUCUGUUGUGAGAGGAGGGAAGGGGAAGCUUGCGGUUUUGUUUCAGCCAUGGGAUACUUUAACGGUGGAGAUAUGGGUUACGAGCAAGAUUGAGCCCGACUCCGUGACGUGGGAAAGCAAGGUGUUGUUGAGAGUGAGUUUGAAACAAACCAUUCACCCUCAGUUCCAGUUUCUAAUUAAAGGUGCUAGUUUCUUCAUUGACGAGCAGAAGAAAGUCGCCAUCGUUUUUGAUAAAGAGUUUGAUCCUAAGACUCUGCCUAUUCGCAACACAGCUUACAUCAUUGGAGUGGAUGGGUGCUUGAAGAAAGUUGAUCUUGGAGAAUCUGCUCACAAUUUGAAUACUCCACUUGCGUGCUCUUAUCUUCCAAGUUUGAUCCAACCUAAUUAG
Microthlaspi erraticum is the source of this 1122-nucleotide messenger RNA. The record is from the annotation of a GenBank genome assembly. Lineage: Eukaryota; Viridiplantae; Streptophyta; Magnoliopsida; Brassicales; Brassicaceae.